Messenger RNA from Anopheles gambiae (African malaria mosquito), 2196 nucleotides. Its product is annotated as tubulin alpha-8 chain. The transcript has 2 exons. Lineage: Eukaryota; Metazoa; Arthropoda; Insecta; Diptera; Culicidae. Gene Ontology annotation, molecular function: GTP binding; structural constituent of cytoskeleton. Gene Ontology annotation, biological process: microtubule cytoskeleton organization; mitotic cell cycle. Gene Ontology annotation, cellular component: cytoplasm; microtubule. The coding region runs from base 754 to 2103 and encodes 449 amino acids. The record is from RefSeq and is a predicted model, not a curated record.
UACAUUGUACUAAACGCUUCUGAGGUUCGGCCUAAACGGUAGAAACGAUCGCUCCGUAUCCUGGGUAUCCUGCUAUGUUAUUUGUUGCGUCUCAUAAAACAGAAUUUCAUUGCCAUCCUUAUUUUUCAACAUCUUUCCAAUCCUCACAUGACAUUUUCGUUUUAUUGCAUAGCUUUUAUUCAUUGCUGCAUUGCUCGGUAUGUAUCGUUCUUACGUUCGUCUACGCGGUGGAAGUGUAUUUCUUUUUUAAACACAUUUUCCUUAAAAAAUAAGUCAUUUCUUCCUCUACAGUAAUUGACUUUAUGUUUAUGCGAAAGCUAACAAUCCUUAAGGAUCAUAAAUUUCUAUUUGCAAAGUAAAGUUAGAACAAACGGUUUUGUAUAACACUUCAUACUGCUAUUGGCACAAAAGAUAAAAUACCAAUUUUUUGACCAAUAUUGCACUACGAAACUCCUGCUGUACUCACUGUCAAUAGUGUCUAAUACUAACAAAGUACACUAACUAGCACCACGGUGGUAUAGGAUCUUCGUGUGCAUCCUGCUUGGUUUGAGAGUGUAUUGUGUGCUUGUACAGUGUCCGUGUCCGUGUGGUUUGAAUGUAUGUGCCACAGUGCCGAUCGUGUGUAUCGUAUGUAUUACCACCACCAGCCUUCAUGCUCAGUCGUGUGUCCGGCAUUGUCCUUUGCGCAUCGUUUAUCGUUCGUUUUAUCCAUCGUUGUGUGAGCGUCUUUUCGUUGUAGAAUAGAGAACAAAAAUGCGUGAAGUAAUUUCGAUACAGGUAGGCCAGGCAGGAUGCCAGAUUGGGAACGCUUGCUGGCAGCUGUUCACCACCGAGCACGGCAUACAGCCGGACGGGCUGAUGGCACCUAACCAAGCGGUGGAGGAAAACAUGGCCGCCUUCUUUCAAGACACACGCUCCGGCCGGGUGGUGCCGCGCAGCAUCUUUAUCGAUCUGGAGGAGUCGGUGAUCGACGACAUCCGGAACAGCUCGUACAAGCAGCUGUACCAUCCCGAGUACAUGAUCAUGGGCAAGGAGGACGCGGCGAACAACUUUGCCCGCGGGCACUACACCGUCGGCAAGCAGAUCAUCGACCGGGUCGGCAACACGAUCCGCAAGCUGUCGGAGCAGUGCGACGGGCUGCAGGGCUUUCUGCUGUUCCACUCGUUCGGCGGCGGCACCGGGUCCGGGUUUACCUCGCUGCUGCUCGACCAGAUCGUGAUGGACUAUGCGAAAAAGUGCAAGCUACAGUUCGCCGUCUACCCGUCGCCCAAGAUCUCGACCGCCGUGGUCGAACCGUACAACGCGGUACUGUGCACGCACGGCACGAUGAACACGUCCGACUGCUGCUUCAUCAUGGACAACGAGGCGACGUACGAGAUCUGCUCGAAAACGCUGCAGAUCGAUCGGCCGCACUACACCGAUCUGAACGCGCUCGUGGCGCAGGUCGUGUCGUCGGCCACCGCCUCGCUCCGCUUCAAGGGCACGAUGAACGUGGACCUGAACGAGUUCCAGACGAACCUGGUGCCGUUCCCGCGCGUCCACUAUCCGCUCGUGUCGUACGCACCGCUCGUGUCCGCCUCGAAGGCGUCGCACGAGAGCAGCUCGGUGGCGGAGAUUGCGAGCGCGUGCUUCACCGCGGACAACACGAUGGUCAAGUGUGACCCGCGGCACGGCAAGUACAUGGCGUGCUGCAUGCUGUUCCGGGGCGACGUCGUGCCGAAGGACACGAACGAGGCGGUGGCAGCGAUCAAGAAGAAGCGCCACAUCAGCUUCGUCGACUGGUGCCCGACCGGGUUCAAGAUCGGCAUCAACCAGCAGGCCCCGUCCGUGCUGCCGGGCAGCGAGCUGGCCAAACCGAAGCGGGCCGUCUGCAUGCUCUCCAACUCGACCGCCAUCUCGGAGGCGUGGGCCCGGCUGAACCAGAAGUACGACCUGAUGUACAAGAAGCGCGCGUUCGUGCACUGGUACGUCGGGGAGGGCAUGGAGGAGGGCGAGUUUUCGGAGGCACGCGAGGACUUGGCGUGUCUCGAGCGGGACUACGAGGAGGUGGCGGGCGAUACGGUCGCCUCCGGGGAGGAGUAUUACGAUGAUGAUGAGUAUUAAUGGGCGCGGCAAGGCGCCGCGGUUGAUUGAGAACGUUGAACGUUACGGGGGAAGACGGCUUUUAAUAAAAUAAGAAUAAUUUUUGAACUGUUA